UGCAGUCUUUUCCCCUUCUUUUCUACCACGCGAGGCUGUCGUCCGCAUCAGCUCCCAUUGCCUCCUGCAGCAUUUCGAGAGGUCGACACACAACUCGAGAGACCGCCAAGACGCUUUGACCGAGACGCACUUGCACGUAGUCAGAAAAAAGUUUUAUCUGCCAAAAUGCGCGAGUGCAUCUCCAUCCACGUGGGCCAGGCCGGCGUGCAGAUAGGCAACGCCUGCUGGGAGCUGUACUGCCUGGAGCACGGCAUCCAGCCGGACGGCCAGAUGCCCUCCGACAAGUCGCUGGGCGUGGACGACAGCUUCAACACCUUCUUCAGCGAGACGGGCUCGGGCAAGCACGUGCCGCGAGCCGUCUUCGUGGACCUGGAGCCCACCGUGGUCGACGAGGUGCGCACCGGCACGUACCGCCAGCUCUUCCACCCGGAGCAGCUGAUCACGGGCAAGGAGGACGCCGCCAACAACUAUGCUCGAGGCCACUACACCAUCGGCAAGGAGAUAGUUGACGUGGUGCUGGACCGCCUGCGCAAGCUGGCCGACCAGUGCACCGGGCUGCAGGGCUUCCUCAUCUUCCACUCCUUCGGCGGCGGCACCGGCUCCGGCUUCACCUCGCUGCUCAUGGAGCGCCUGUCCGUCGACUACGGCAAGAAGAGCAAGCUGGAGUUCGCCAUCUACCCGGCCCCGCAGGUGUCAACGGCGGUGGUGGAGCCCUACAACUCCAUCCUGACCACGCACACCACGCUCGAGCACUCGGACUGCGCCUUCAUGUGCGACAACGAGGCCAUCUACGACAUCUGCCGCCGCAACCUGGACAUCGACCGCCCCACCUACACCAACCUCAACCGCCUGAUCGGCCAGAUCGUGUCCUCCAUCACGGCCUCGCUGCGCUUCGACGGCGCGCUCAACGUGGACCUCACCGAGUUCCAGACGAACCUGGUGCCGUACCCGCGGAUCCACUUCCCGCUGGUGACGUACGCCCCGGUGGUGUCGGCGGAGCGGGCCUACCACGAGCAGCUGUCCGUGGCCGAGAUCACCAACGCGUGCUUCGAGCCGGCCAACCAGAUGGUGAAGUGCGACCCGCGCAACGGCAAGUACAUGGCGUGCUGCAUGCUGUACCGGGGAGACGUCGUCCCCAAGGACGUGAACGCCGCCAUCGCCACCAUCAAGACCAAGCGCUCCAUCCAGUUCGUGGACUGGUGCCCCACCGGCUUCAAGGUGGGCAUCAACUACCAGCCGCCCACGGUGGUCCCCGGGGGAGACCUGGCCAAGGUGCAGCGCGCCGUCUGCAUGCUGUCCAACACGACGGCCAUCGCCGAGGCGUGGGCGCGCCUCGACCACAAGUUCGACCUGAUGUACGCGAAGCGCGCCUUCGUGCACUGGUACGUGGGCGAGGGCAUGGAGGAGGGGGAGUUCGCCGAGGCGCGCGAGGACCUGGCCGCGCUGGAGAAGGACUACGAGGAGGUGGGCCUGGACACGGUGGAGGGCGAGGAGCUUCUGGACGAGUACUGAGGAGCGCGGCUUCGCGCCGUGAGCCGCGGGGGACCGUCCGCUGCACCGGGGGUUCUCCGAGGGACGUGGGCUCUGAGAGACCAUCUGCUGCAACACACAUGUUCCAGGAGACAAGUCUUCUGUUCUGCUCAUACUCGAGAUGACAGUCCUCUGUCCACACCUGGGCUUUGAGAGACCAUCUGCUGCAACACACAUGUUCCAGGAGACAAGUCUUCUGCUCUGCUCAUACUCGAGAUGACAGUCCUCUCUGAGAGACCAUCUGCUGCAACACACAUGUUCCAGGAGACAAGUCUUCUGCGCUGCUCAUACUCGAGAUGACAGUCCUCUGUCCACACAUGGGCUUUGAGAGACCAUCUGCUGCAACACUUAUGUUCCAGGAGACAAUGUACUGCAUGUGCUGCAGGGAUUGUCCAUUGCACCAUGCAUUAUCCAAGAGACUGUGCUGCAUCCCACUAUCCUACAUGUGCUAUGGAAGACCUUUUACUGCAACAUAGGUGCUCCAUGGAGCAAGCACAAGUGAACAAUCGUGACUGUUUUGCAAGCAACUAUAAAAGUUAUCAAAUUAAGCCAAACAAGAAUUUAGUGUAAGAAUAUUUUUUUUCUAAAGUUUAAAAAUAUCCAUGUGGAUUACAAUUUCAAACAUUAUUACAGUAUUAUUUCAUUUUUAUAAGCUUAAUUACAUGAUUUUUUUACCUCCCUAAUGUGAACCGUUUGUUUGUAAACAUUACAAUCGUGAAAUUAUUAAUUUAUGGUUACUGAAAUUCCAGUUGGUCUACCAAAACAUUUAAAAGGCAUAGAGAUGUGCAGCAUAUAAUCAGCUUUAUUCGAAAGUUAGGAAGAAAUUCCUUCAAUAGAAAGCCUGCUUCUGAGGCCCGUGUCUGCACAAAGAGGCGGCAAAGAAACUGGUGCACGCUAAUCUUGCACUUUGUGCUUCCUUCAAAAACUAGGCCGCGGGUAGGGUCCACUCUCCUCGCAUCCUCCUUACAAUCCGUCUUGUCAACAUCUAUACUGAUGUGAACAAUCCAAAUUAUUUUCAAAUUCAUGUGAAUGCCUCUACACAGUGAUUUAGCACAAAAAUAAAAUGGCACAGGAUUGUUCACGUACUCAGCACUUAAAAGCAGGCUCGCCAGAUAUAAUCUGUUAAACUUCAAUGAGGGAAUAGUUAGUUUAAAAAAAAAAAUUUUGUUGCAUUUUUUGAAUUUUAGGAGCAGAAAACAAACUUUUCUUUUUUUUAAAUAUCACUUCUUAACACCAUGCUUGGCUGUAAGCUUAUAAUAAACUGGCAGAAAAUUAAGGACUGAACCAGGUAACUUCGGAGUGCAAUGGGCAAAUAAAAGCCCUGUGAAAAGACUUUAGAGAGUGAAAACAUGUGUUGACUAAGAUUACCUGUGCGUGUGUGUGUGUGUGUUCGUGUGCUGUCAGUGCUCAUAUGUAGUGCUUGUUAAAACCAUAUAUUUUGUAUUAAAGUUAAUUUUUUUUUGUCUUGACGAACAAGUUUUGUCUGCUGAAAUGUUUAAUAUAUUUGAUGUAUAAAACCAAUUUUUGCACCAGA
Molecule: messenger RNA, 3064 nt
Organism: Bacillus rossius redtenbacheri
Lineage: Eukaryota; Metazoa; Arthropoda; Insecta; Phasmatodea; Bacillidae
Product: tubulin alpha-1 chain-like
Exons: 6
Coding region: 166-1512 (448 amino acids)
Biological process (GO): mitotic cell cycle; microtubule cytoskeleton organization
Cellular component (GO): cytoplasm; microtubule
Molecular function (GO): GTP binding; structural constituent of cytoskeleton
Source: RefSeq, a predicted model, not a curated record